Molecule: messenger RNA, 1503 nt
Organism: Arachis stenosperma
Lineage: Eukaryota; Viridiplantae; Streptophyta; Magnoliopsida; Fabales; Fabaceae
Product: ammonium transporter 1 member 4-like
Exons: 2
Coding region: 1-1503 (500 amino acids)
Biological process (GO): ammonium homeostasis; ammonium transmembrane transport
Cellular component (GO): membrane
Molecular function (GO): ammonium channel activity
Source: RefSeq, a predicted model, not a curated record
AUGGCUACUCUCACUUGUUCCGUCGCUGAGCUUCAAUCACUUCUUAUCAACAAUGGAGGCAACACUUCCAUGGCAACAGAAACUGCCAAAUACAUAUGUGGAAGAUUUGACGCUAUCUCUAACAACUUUCUUGACACAAACCAUGCAGUGGACAACACAUACCUUCUCUUCUCUUCCUACCUUGUCUUUGCCAUGCAGCUUGGCUUCGCCAUGCUGUGUGCCGGAUCGGUUCGCGCCAAGAACACCAUGAACAUAAUGCUUACUAAUGUCCUUGACGCCGCCACUGGCGGCAUCUUCUACUAUCUUUUUGGCUUUGCCUUUGCCUUUGGCUCCUCGUCCAACGGUUUCAUCGGCGAACAUUUCUUUGGCCUAACGCAGUUCCCGUCCGAGUCCUUCGACUAUGCAAACUUUCUUUUCCAAUGGGCUUUCGCCAUCGCCGCCGCCGGCAUAACAAGUGGAUCCAUAGCUGAGAGGACGCAAUUUGUUUCCUAUUUGAUAUACUCUUCGUUCUUGACGGGGCUAGUUUACCCGGUCGUUUCGCAUUGGUUUUGGUCAUCGGACGGUUGGGGAAGCCCUGCAAGGGUUGAUCCAGAAACACUGCUGUUUGGUUCGGGAGUCAUUGAUUUUGCUGGAUCAGGUGUUGUUCACUUGGUUGGUGGUGUUGCUGGAUUUUGGGGUGCCUUUAUUGAAGGACCAAGGAUUGGAAGGUUUGAUCAUGAGGGAAAAGCUGUGGCUAUGAGGGGACAUAGUGGUACUUUGGUUGUUUUGGGAACGUUCUUGUUGUGGUUUGGUUGGUACGGAUUUAACCCUGGCUCGUUUCUCAUCAUUUCCAAGGCUUAUGGUAAAAGUGGUUCUUUCUAUGGACAAUGGAGUGCAAUUGGUAGGACUGCUGUGACAACAACACUUGCAGGUUGCUCAGCAGCAUUGACAACUCUUUUUGGCAGACGUUUGCAAACUGGUCACUGGACUGUCACAGACGUUUGCAAUGGCUUGCUUGGCGGAUUCGCCGCCAUCACUGCCGGCUGCUCUGUAGUAGACCCUUGGGCUGCAGUGAUAUGCGGAUUCUUCGCGGCUUGGGUGUUGAUUGGAUGCAACAUUCUAGCUGAGAAAUUCAAGUAUGAUGAUCCCUUGGAAGCCUUCCAACUCCAUGGUGGAUGCGGCGUCUGGGGGAUCAUUUUCACUGCGUUGUUCGCGAAAAAGGAGUAUUUGAAUGAGGUCUUUGGAGGGCCAAUUGAUAGGCCUUAUGGUUUGUUGAUGGGAGGAGGUGGAAGGCUUUUGGCUGCACAUGUUGUUCAGAUUUUGGUUAUUGUUGGUUGGGUUAGUGUUACAAUGGGAACGUUGUUCUUUGUUUUGCACAAGUUGAAGCUUUUGAGGAUAUCAUCUGAAGAGGAGAUGGAAGGUUUGGACUUAACUAGCCAUGGUGGAAUGGCUUAUGAGUAUCAUCAUGGUGAACUUGAGCUUCUACAGAAACGUUCGCUUGAAGGAACAAGGAUAGAUCCUUAG